Molecule: messenger RNA, 609 nt
Organism: Sphaerulina musiva SO2202
Lineage: Eukaryota; Fungi; Ascomycota; Dothideomycetes; Mycosphaerellales; Mycosphaerellaceae
Exons: 2
Coding region: 1-609 (202 amino acids)
Source: RefSeq, a predicted model, not a curated record
AUGCGAGCAGUGACCAUCCUGGAAAAACUCUCAACAACGCCGCAGCAGCAUCCAGACUGCUGCUGUUCUCUUUCCCUCACCUUGCUCGACAUCUUGAUCGGGGAAUUAUUGCCGUGCCAGCACGCACCGAUCUUCAGCUGCGGAGCGGGGACGGGUCUUCUGGAGCAACUGAUAAUGGACCGAAGCCACGGCAGCAUCGAUAUAUACGGUGUAGAGGUCCCGUCAUGCGUGAACAAAUACUUGUCCGACGAGCGCAUGCUGCGUGUUCACCACGACCGAGAAGUGCAUGAGAGCGCUCUGCGGGCAGCAGUGUUGAUAUUCUGUUAUCCCCGGAGUCUCCUCCUUGUGGAACGAUACCUGUACAGGUACCUCCUGUCCCUCCUCUCCACCACUGUCGUCACUCGGACUCCGACCCUGCAGAAACUGAUCGUGCUGACACACCGCGACGAUUAUCCGAGUCUGCGGGCCCUACUUGUCCCCUUCUUCGACCAGCUCUCCAUCGUGUCCAACAGCGGACUUCCCGACUUUGAGGUCUUGGCCGUAGCGACACACAUGAAGAAGAAAGAAGAAGAAGAAGAAAAAGAAGAAGAAGGUGUUGUUGCUUCCUGA